Messenger RNA from Drosophila gunungcola (fruit fly), 2942 nucleotides. Its product is annotated as DC-STAMP domain-containing protein 2. The record is from RefSeq and is a predicted model, not a curated record. Gene Ontology annotation, cellular component: membrane. Bases 111 to 2153 code for a protein of 680 amino acids. NCBI's taxonomy places the organism in Eukaryota, Metazoa, Arthropoda, Insecta, Diptera, Drosophilidae. The transcript is spliced from 10 exons.
AGGGUGGUCACACUUAUCGUCUAUCGAAUGCCCGAUAGGCGGGGUCGAAUACCGCUUCGCUUUUGAUAUCUAUAAGCACGCAAAUAAAUAAAAAUUAAAUACUUAUAAAAAUGGAAGCAACAAGACCAAGUGCCUUGUGGACUUUCAAGCUGAUGGCGCCGUAUGUGCUUCUUGGCUACCUGACUGGCCUCGUGGUGACACUCGCAUGGAACUUUUGGCAACUGGGACACUUCAGCAUGGGCAUUAACCUGACCUUCGCGAUUCCUUUGGUGACGGUCCUGAUGCUUCUCUACAGCCGACCAGUAAGAUGCAUCCUGGCGAUAGCCGUUCCCUCGCUGUGCAGCUCCCGGGGCAGGGCAUUCCUCAUAAGCCUCGCGCUCGUCCUGGCCGCCGUGGGCCCCACGGCCAACAUCCUAGCCAACCUGAAGGUAAUGCUUCGCAGUCUCGCCUGCGGUCAGGAGCUGUUGCGCCAGGCGCUCGGCCAGAUGUUGGAUGUGAUCCUGGAGCCGGUGAAUGCCAUCCAGUUGGCCGUGGACCUGUUGCUCCAGGAAGUGCGCCGGGUGCUCAAGCAGGCCAUGGUGGUGCUACUUCGCAUCCAAGAGCAUCUGAUCGCUAUAAUUGACACCCUCAAGAACUGCGCCGCUUGGCUGAAAUCUGUCGUUGAUCUGUGCAACACGGAAAUGGGCACUCCGUGGGAGCGCUGCAAAUACACAGCGCACCACGCUAUGGUCAGCUGCCAGGCCAAGAUGGGCGUCUUUAAGGCGCUCUGCCAUGCCACCAAACUAUUCCUGGCCCUGUGCUAUCCUGCAAAAAUCCUCGAUGUGUUUUGCAGCGGUUACUGGGACCACAGCUGGGCACUUCUGGACAAGAUCUUAGAGCGCUACCGUGAAUUUGUAAUGCACAUAGAGCAAAUGUUUGAUGCCAAUAUCACCUUCCAGCACGAGUUUUUUUUCGAUACAAACUCCUCCAAGAGUUUGGCGGACGUGGGCGAGGAGAUAAUCCAAGACAUCAACCAGCGACUCUCACCGUUUAUCUUCCUGCAAAGCUUCGUGGACAUUCUCUGCUGGGUCAUGGUGGUUACCGUUAUUUUUAAAGCCGUCAUUUUCUACCUGCGCUACAUGUACAGCCGGCAAUUUCAGAAUGUGUUCCUGACUCAGACGCUACGUGAUAUCGACAGACGGCACGAAAAACACGGAUUCCCUAUUUUGCUGCCGCUGCAACGGCUUGAGAAGGCGAAAUACAUGAAGCUCACCAGUCUACGUCUGACAUUUUUCGAGCUCGUGACUAUUGUUGAAAAUGUCUGCUUUAUGAUAACCACCUGCCUGCAGCUGUUUGCUAUCUGCUUUCUUGACUACGGGCUCUUCUGGUUGUUGGCCACAAUGUCCUUUUACGGCCACAAAGAGGCCGGACUGGAGGUGCCCGCCUACAUCGAUCUGGAGAUCAAGGGCGGGGGAUUUGUGGCCGACAUCAUGCGGGGAAUCGCGAAUGCCUUUCGACCCCUCACCCAGAAAAGCGUCCUGGACACGAAUCCUUGCCUACCGCUGCCCGUGAAGCCCGACUAUGCGAAGUUUGUGCUGAUAUUGUUGCUCUGCCUGCUCGCCUGGCUGUUGGUGCUGGCCGAGCCGUAUGUGUUGCGCACUCGCCAUCUUAUAAUGGCCUACUUUUACCCGGAGAGAGCCAAGCAAAGAGCCAUGUUCCUAUACGACAAGAUCUUAGAUGAUAGAUCAAGCAUCUUUAAGUUUAUCCGUCGCAAGAAGCGGAAUGAGUUCAAUCAUAAGCGGAAUGUGGAGCACCUUUUAUGUUUCAACUGGCUAAGCAGGGGCUUUGCAUGCCUCAUCAGCUGGAGCUGCUGCUGCUCCUCCUAUCAAAAUAUUGAGAGAUGCACCAUAUGCGGCACAUCCCUGACAUCCUCGACUCGUAACCCCUGCAACACUCCAGGCUGCAAGGGCGUCUACUGCGAUGAAUGCUUCGAAAAGUCUUACAAAAAGUGCUGCUUGUGCAGCGGACCGAUAGAAUAUGGCGAUUUCUCUGACGUUUCUGAAGUGGACGACUCUUCGGACUACUCCGAAAAGGAGUCAUUUGGAAAGAAGCGGUACAGGGAGAUCUGCGGCGGACGGGGUCAGCCAAGGAAGAAGAUCGAUAUAAAACCUUAGAGAGUUUCCGCUCUUUGUUACACUUCCAGCCUUAAAGAAGAAAAGCAACAUAAUGAAGAAUACUUGUCAUUUGAUUGAAUCAAUGAAAAUAUAUUGCUUAAGCUUCUAAAUUGCAAAUGGAAACAUUAAACGAGGUGUUAUGAAUGAAUGGCAGCUUGGAUAUGGGCAGAACUGGAGGGCUAAGCUGUCAUAUGACACCGACAUAUUUCAUUUGCAUAUUUACGAUGGACCCCCGAAAUUGUUACAAAGAAUGCCAAAAGGUGGGUGAAUGCUAAACAGAAAAGAGCUUUAAGGUGAGCAAAAAAUUUAAAUUAAAAGCUUUAAGUUUCGUUUCAGUUUUAUCAAGGUUUUCCGAUACAGACACAAGGAUACAGAUGAAGGUUCAAACCCUUUUGUCCUCAAACGAGCCAAUUAGUGGGCGUACUUGUCUUGCAUAUUUUUCUAACCCUGAGCACACAAAUGUCCAAAAUUGCCGACUAAUUCACUGGAAUGCGGGUGGGUUCCUAACUCAUCUUAUUUCAUCUCGGAUAUUUUGUGUAGUGAAAAAACCGGUUGGUUGAAAAAUGAAUGCCAAGCGUGCCAGCAACAAUCCAGCCAAAAUGGGAUGUCGUUCUCCAUAACUCACGCAGGAUAACGAUAAUGAGUUUGGGCCAGGAAAAUGCACAUGCGAUAGGGAUGGUCAGAAUUAGGGAAAGAGAUGAGAGACAAUACCAUGGAAAUUUCCAUGUAAAUUUGAUUGACAAACUUUCUGGGAUAUGAAAUCGGAGAAGCCCACGCUUUGAAGUGAAA